AUGGUGAAGAACAGGAUACGGACAAUAACAGCCGUUUAUUUGAAAAGACCAUUCACUGUGAACUCUCUGCUCUCUCCGGAACCUGACCCACUUCCACCCUCUGUUCAGACAUUCUGGCAGUGGGUUUGUGACGAAAACAUAGUCUCCCCCAAGUCACCAGUGAAGCCAGGGGUCGUACCAGAAGGUCUAGGAUUGGUUGCUCAGAGAGACAUAGCCAAAAAUGAGGUCGUUUUGGAGAUUCCCAAAAGGUUUUGGAUCAAUCCGGACACAGUCUUAUCCUCGGAGAUUGGGAAUGUGUGUUCUGGGUUGAAGCCUUGGGUCUCAGUUGCUCUGUUUUUGAUCAGAGAGAAGCUGAGGGACGACUCGCCGUGGCGACGCUACAUUGAUGUUCUUCCAGAGUACACGAAUUCUACUAUUUAUUGGUCAGAAGAGGAGCUCUCUGAAAUUCAAGGUACCCAACUAUUCAGCACAACAUUGGGUGUGAAAGAAUACGUGCAGAGUGAAUUUCUAAAAGUGGAAGAAGAAAUCCUACUUCCUAACCAGCAACUUUUCCCUUCUUCUAUAACAUUGGAUGACUUUUUGUGGGCAUUUGGGAUACUCAGAUCAAGGGCAUUUUCUCGCCUUCGUGGUCAAAAUCUCGUUUUGAUCCCUCUGGCAGACUUGAUCAACCACAGCCCCAGCAUAACCACAGAAGAUUAUGCAUAUGAGAUUAAAGGAGCUGGUCUUUUCUCUAGGGAUCUCUUGUUUUCUUUACGGAGCCCAGUAUAUGUCAAGGCUGGUGAACAGGCUUUAAUCCAAUAUGAUUUAAACAAGAGCAAUGCUGAGUUGGCUCUGGAUUAUGGAUUCAUAGAACCAAGGGCAGAUCGUAAUGCAUAUACAUUAACAUUAGAGAUAUCUGAGUCUGAUCCAUAUUUCGGAGACAAGCUGGACAUUGCAGAGUCAAAUGGUCUGGGAGAAACUGCCUAUUUUGAAAUAAUACUAGGCUGCCCUCUUCCACCAGCAAUGCUUCCAUAUCUGCGGCUGGUAGCGCUUGGUGGGACCGAUGCUUUCCUCCUGGAAUCCAUUUUCAGAAACUCUAUUUGGGGCCACGUUGAAUUGCCAGUUAGCCGUGCCAAUGAGGAGCUUAUAUGCCACGUCAUCCGCAAUGCCUGCAAAACUGCUCUUUCUGGAUAUCACACAACCAUUGAAGAGGAUGAGAAGUUGAAGGAAGGUGGAAAUCUUGAUCCAAGGCUUGAGAUAGCGGUGGGGAUACGAGCAGGGGAGAAGAAGGUACUGCAACAAAUUGAUGGAAUCUUCAAGGAGAGGGAACUGGAACUGGACGAAUUGGAAUAUUACCAAGAAAGGAGGCUUAAGGAUCUUGGUCUGGUUGGGGAGCAAGGUGAAAUAAUUUUCUGGGAGCCCAAGUAG
This is a messenger RNA of Ilex paraguariensis (yerba mate), 1407 nucleotides long. Lineage: Eukaryota; Viridiplantae; Streptophyta; Magnoliopsida; Aquifoliales; Aquifoliaceae. The record is from the annotation of a GenBank genome assembly.